UAAAAUUUCGGAUAGCAAUAUACUUGGUGAAACAUACAGUGAUAGUGUGUAAAUAAUUAUUUUCGAAGAAUUACAAACGGACUACGACCAUAUUGUGUUAGAAAAAUCAAGGUGAAUAAAUCUAGGAAAUGACAAUAGGUUUGGUUUCCUUAAUUACUACGACAUCCGCCGUAGGAGUCGGUUUAAUUCCACUUGUGGCAAUCGGACUAUCGUUAUACAGAUACGACAAAAUGGAUCCUGAAUCUCCUCCUGAAAAUAUUCGCGAGAUAAAAAGAAUGUACGACUUCAUCGUGGUGGGAGGUGGAAGUGCUGGAGCGGUGAUAGCCUCAAGGUUAUCCGAGGUGUCCAAUUGGAGCAUAUUGUUAAUAGAGGCUGGUGACAAUGAAAACGAAAUUUCUGAUAUACCAAUUUUCGCGGGCUACGGUCAAUUAUCAGAAUUAGAUUGGAAAUAUCAAACCACGCCAUCAAUGACAUCGUCUUAUUGUCUUGCAAUGGUAGGAGACAGGUGCAAUUGGCCACGCGGAAAGGUUUUGGGUGGCAGCAGUGUCCUGAAUGCCAUGGUAUACGUGCGCGGCAACAGAUUGGAUUACGACAAAUGGGCAAGAAUGGGUAACACCGGCUGGAGUUACGAGGAAGUUCUUCCUUACUUUCUCAAGUCUGAGGAUAACAGGAACCCUUAUUUGCAGAAAUCACCUUACCAUAAAACAGGAGGCUACUUAACAGUACAGGAACCACCGUGGAGAUCACCAUUAUCGAUCGCCUUUUUACAAGCUGGACAAGAACUCGGUUAUGAAAAUCGUGAUAUCAAUGGUGAAAGUCAGACUGGUUUCAUGAUUAUGCAGGGUACGAUCCGCAGAGGAAGUCGUUGCUCGACAGCUAAAGCUUUUUUAUGGCCAGUGAAAAACAGGCCGAAUUUGCACAUAGCUAUGAAAGCUCAAGUACUGAAAGUGCUCUUCAAUGCCGACAAACGAGCCACGGGAAUAGAAUUUCUACGCGAUGGUUUAAAACAAACAGUUAGAGUAAGAAGAGAGAUCAUUCUGUCGGCUGGAGCGAUCAAUUCACCGCAACUGCUGAUGCUCUCAGGCAUAGGACCGAAAGAACAUCUCGAGGAACUUGGUAUACCGGUAUUGUCAGAUCUUCGAGUAGGUGACAAUCUUCAAGACCAUGUUGGUCUCGGUGGAUUGAGCUUUACGGUUGACGAACCAAUUACUUUAAAAAGGGACCGUCUACAGACACUACCAAUAAUACUGAAUUAUGCAAUAAACAACAAAGGGCCCUUGACUACUCCAGGAAUCGAAGCCUUGGCCUUCAUCAAUUCUAAAUACGCUGAUCCUUCUGGCGUUUAUCCGGACAUUCAGUUUCACUUUCUUCCAAGUUCCAUCAAUUCCGAUGGUGAAUCAGUAAGCAAGUUUAUCGGAUUAAGAGAUAGCGUUUACAAUACGGUGUUUAAACCAUUGAAAAAUACUGAUAGUUGGACGAUAUUACCACUUUUAUUGAAACCCAAAAGUUCCGGAUGGAUUCGCCUAAAGAGCAGGAAUCCUCUGAUUCAUCCUGAUAUUAUUCCGAAUUAUUUCGCACAUAAAGAAGAUGUAGACAUCCUAAUAGACGGUAUACAAAUUGCUAUGGCUGUUUCAAACACAAGUGCCUUUCGAAGAUUUAAUUCGAGACCAUAUUCUAUUAAACUACCGGGUUGUCAAAGAUUUCCUUUCGCCACGAACGAAUAUUGGGAAUGCGCCAUACGACAAUUUACCUUCACCAUGUAUCAUCCAGUGGGUACGUGUAAAAUGGGACCAAGAAACGAUCUAACAGCUGUCGUGGAUCCAAAAUUAAGAGUAUACGGUGUAAAAGGUUUACGAGUCGCUGAUGCCUCUAUAAUGCCUACCAUUGUUAAUGGAAAUACUAAUGCACCAGUUAUCAUGAUCGGCGAAAAAGCAAGUGACAUUAUUAAAAAUGACUGGAGGUAUUAAAAGAAAGAACUGUGUAAAUAUUUUUAUUUCGCUUAAAGUUAAUAAUUUUAUCAAUUAGAAUUAUUAUUUAUACUAGUUUAAUUAUAUAUUUUUACAUUGUCAUGACAAACUCAGGGAUAUUUUGCAAUUAGAGAUUCGAACGUAUUUAGCUUGAUAAACUUGUUUUGUUCUUCUAUGAGAUAAAUGGAACGUGCCAUUUCGAAACUCUUAGAUACGAUUUUAUUCAGAAGUAAGAGAUAUAAUAAUAAGUGUUACUGAAAGUUCAAAUGUUAACUACCGUCUCAGAAAAAUUCAAACCAAUGUACAACUAUAGAAACUCAUCCAUGUGUAAACCUAUUAGUAAAACAAAUGGUAAUACAACUUUCUCGUUAAAUUUUCUCCACGCAAUACACUUUUACGAAAAGAAUGAUAUCAAGAUUAUUAUCUUUAGAUCCGAAUGUUUCGUUACUAUCUUUAUGCCUUUCCCGCUGAAACUUCUCUCAUGCGAUUAGUUUUUGCUUCUCAUUCAAUUUUCUUAAUAAAACGAUGAACAUAAAUCAGUUGUACUUGGUAAUCAUUAACUACAUAGAUAAAAUAUGUAUAUAUUAAUAACAAAAAGAAAGAUAAAUGCGUGAUAAUAUGUAUAUCGCGCUUUAUAAAUUUCACAAAUUCUUACGCAGAACGUGCGAGAACAGUGAAAGCAGAAGCCUUAUCGAGUUGUCGUACACUAUCGCUGGCUAAACACUAAAACACAUGAAAUGUAUACACAAAAGGAAACGUGUUAGACCGGAUAUUUAUGUGAAAACCUGCAGUUGGAUUCACACGUUUCUUAAUUCUCUUCAAAAAUAUCGAACGAGACAUCCAAAAAUAUUUGGAAAUAAAUGCACGAAAAUACUUCAUUUUUCCGAACAAAGAACGUACGUACGUACAUAGAAACGAGAAAAUCACUCGAUUAAAUAAAUAUUUAAGCAGAAAAAAAAACAACCGUUAGAAAACAACUCGCUAGUUACAAUUGUUCGUAAACAUAAUUAGAAAAUAAAUUAUCUUUAAUGGCACCUUUCAUGGAAACAGGAAAGAAAAAACAAAAUAAACAAGCACGUUUACGAGUAGAACGAGACCUAUACAAGUAUCAGCAUUGAACCAGUUUAUAUUAAUUAAAGCAAAUAUGUUGUAAUCGUACUUUG
Molecule: messenger RNA, 3130 nt
Organism: Vespula vulgaris
Lineage: Eukaryota; Metazoa; Arthropoda; Insecta; Hymenoptera; Vespidae
Product: glucose dehydrogenase [FAD, quinone]-like
Exons: 3
Coding region: 129-1967 (612 amino acids)
Molecular function (GO): oxidoreductase activity, acting on CH-OH group of donors; flavin adenine dinucleotide binding
Source: RefSeq, a predicted model, not a curated record